GGCCCCGCCCCGCCCGCAGCCCCCGCGCGGCAGCGUCGUAAAGCGCCGGGCCAUGGCGGCCGCCCGGGUGCUGCGGGCCGGUGGCUGUUACCGCCGCCGCCCCCUCUCCUCCGCUUCCUCCUCCGCCUCCUCCGGCAGCGGCCGCGCGGCUGAGCGCAGGGAGCGGCCGGACAGCGUGGGCCCGGGUUUCCGCCCCCCCGCGCACUCGCACAGCGACUGGAUCGGGCCCCCGGACAAGCUCUCCAACCUGCGCCCCGUCAUCUUCUACGUGCCCCCCGAGGAGUCGGCGCUGGAGCGGCGGCUGCGGGAGGCGCGCCAGGAGGCCCAGGCCAGCAACCAGCGCUUCUGGGCACGGCACAACCGCGCCUUCCGCCAGGAAAAAGAAGAAUUUAUUUAUUCAAGACUGAAAGCCAAGGGUCUGGAAAUGAGAGAUGAAUCAGGUCAAAAAGCAACACUGAAUGCAGAAGAAAUGGCUGACUUUUACAAGGACUUUCUAAGUAAAAAUUUAAAAAAGCAUUUGCAGUACAACAGGUCAUCUUGUCACAGGACAUUGGGUCAGUCAAGCAGGACCUUCCAUGUGAUCGUUCUCAGGCACUUCUGUGGUUUCCAACACAUCAAUAUCCCUUGUGUCACUGCUGCCACAUGGAUCUUCAUCCCCAGUGUCCGUGAGAUAACAGAUGGAAGGACCUCCCCAGCACACCAUCUCUCUGUGUUGCUCCCAGGCUAUCUCCAGGCCUGGUUUUAUCCUUUUCCCCCUUCAAAUUCAUUAGGAUUCAGUGUGGAGUGCUGAGUCCCUUCAUCUAAAACCUAUUGAGGGAGUGAGAUAUUUAUCCAUUAGGUAAGUGUUGAGGUCUGAUUUAAAUAGACUUAAAAUAUCUAAUAGAACCACUGUGAAAAGAUGUUAUUAAAAAUAAUCUGUCUGAAAUUUUGAAUCUCAUUACUAAAACCUACAUGUAUUUACUGAGAUAAUUACAUUUUCUGAACAGCCAAAAGCCAUAUAAUUUUCACCAGUGUUGCAUUACUUUUGUUUUUUUCCUUGACUCAGAACAAUUGCAAUAACACCAGCUGCUUUUACAUAUUAUUGAUCAUAAAACCUUUAUACAUCAAAGGAAAGCCAAGGAGAUGCCAAAGACUACUAAAAAUAAAAUUUUUAUGUGUACAAAAGCCUGCUACAGUAACUGAAGCUAGUAAAAUAGAUCAAAGAGUGACUUUUCUGUGCAUGUUUUCUGAGUAUAGGAAAAAUACAGGGGAGUGUUCUUAUCACUUAAGUAUUUAGCUAAUCCUGUCAGAAGGAACAGCAGUCUUUCAUAUUCAGUACUGUCAGCAUAUGCCUUUUUAGUCGCUCUCAUGUGCUCAGUAUGUCCACAAUAAAGCAUCAGUAUUUUAGUAAUAUUCAAAUAGUUUUAGUUUGUAUUAACUUGAGGUAGUUUUGUUUUGAUUGUCUGCGUGGCAUUUUGCUAUUCACUGAAUUUCUCUACUGGAGCAUUAAUUUUGAUAAAAUAUGAGAGGAGAAAUGGGAAGUGUCAAAUGGGAAUUAUACAGCAGACUGACUAAAGGCUGGGUUAAAGCGAU
Messenger RNA from Vidua chalybeata, 1572 nucleotides. Its product is annotated as cytochrome c oxidase assembly factor 8. Gene Ontology annotation, biological process: intrinsic apoptotic signaling pathway. The transcript is spliced from 5 exons. Lineage: Eukaryota; Metazoa; Chordata; Aves; Passeriformes; Viduidae. The record is from RefSeq and is a predicted model, not a curated record. Gene Ontology annotation, cellular component: mitochondrion. Bases 53 to 790 code for a protein of 245 amino acids.